UUCAAAAGAAAUUAGAUUUAUGAGAAGAAUUCAGGCGAUUGGGAGUCCUUACUACAUGAUUUUGAUGUCCCUGGGGGCAUGUAAAGAAAAGAUCUUAUAUUUAGAUCAGAAAAUUUGGGCCAAACUUCCUCUGAACAGAGUUUUAGAUAUUUACUACAAAAACGAAAAUGACUAUUACAAGGUAUCCAGAGUUGAAAUCAAGCUGGUGAUCAACAACACCAGUAGCUUCGCAAUUUCCGAGGACGGUGUCGGAUUUUCUGAGUUUAGGGCUACGUUAUUUUUACCAACGCAUCUCAACUUUGUAAUUUACUCGCUCACUAUUUAUACUUGUAAUACUAAGAAGGCUACGGCUGAUAUACAACAAGAUACUACUGAAAUGAAUCCGGUUCAUUUGUACAUGCCUUUUAUAUUAAGUGAUAAUAAUAAUUAGUUUGUUUCAUAACAUAGCCAGAUAUGUCACCUACCAUUUUUUUUUCAAUUAAUUAGUUAUUUAAGUAUCAUAGUUCAAUCAUUGUACUACAGAUACUUAGUGAAGCAAUUCAUUAUUUCUAUAUGCCAAGUUCUCCUGUGAAGAAAAUUAAUACUGUAGACCUUUUAUUAGACCAGAAUAUAAACUUGCACUAAUACCAUAAUAAUUAUUAUCCUCUAUUCUUUGAUUUUUUAAGAUUGUAUCCCAGUUAUAAACUCUGUCUCGCUCUGUUUCACUUUAUGGGUAUAUGCUCGUCCUGCUGUCAACACGAUAUUGUAAACCACAGACUAAAUGAUAAAUUUGUUUUUGUGUGGUUGUCAAUCUGACAUUUGACAGUCAGCUGAAUGAAACGAAACGUUAUGUUUAUUUACGUUCGCGAGUCAAUCGCACGCAAAUCACAAUAGUCAUUACGCACAAAAAUAAAAAUUCUCAGUGUGAUGCUCUUUAAAAAGUUCUGAAGAUGUUGUGGUAUCUACCAUGGUCUGAAAGUAUUAAAAAAAGAGCCUGCAGGUAUCUGCUACAAAGGUAUCUUGGUAAUUUCCUUGAAGAGAAACUGACUUUGGAUCAGCUGAGUGUGGAUCUGUACAAUGGUACUGGAACGGUUUGCGAUGUUAGCCUUGACUGCGAUGCACUCAAUGAACUGGGGGACUCACAGAACUGGCCACUGGAGAUAGUAGAUGGCCAUAUGAGAGAGAUAACAGUCACCAUACCGUGGUCAACAUUGUUUAAAGAUGACUCCAUCGUCAAGGUCAAUGGCCUCUCGCUUACGGUACAACCCAAAGUACGGGCUGAACCAGUAUCAUCAAUGCUGGAGUCCAUGUGGUCAUCAAUGUCAUCGUCCAUGCAGCUGGCUGCGGAGUGCUUACGAGAGGAGGACGGGCCACAGGAGUCCCACGCAGUGGAGGGGAUCGAGAUGUUUGCACACGCUAUUGAUUCAAUACUAAGCAGAGUAAAAGUUAAAUUCGAAAAUACGAAAAUAAGAAUAGAACAUGUUCCUAAAAAUGGCGACCGAGGCAUCGCACUAGAGGUCCAUAUAAAGAAUAUCGACUACUUCGACGAGGCCGGUUCUGAACCAGCACCGGACGUCACAGACCCUGAAAAAACAAAAACAUACAUAGUAGCAACAUACACGAACAAAAAGAUCAAAUUCGAUGGAGUCACCUUUUACACAGACGAAUUCCCAUCAAAAUUACGUACCAUGGCCCGAAGUCUUAUCAUGGAGAAGUCAGUAUCGUCCCAAGCGGACAAGACUGACAGCCUAGUCGAAACCCCAGAUAUGAACUACCAGAGUACUUUAUCCGACGUGUUUUAUGAGACCAGAAGCGUAAUUUCUACUAUAGAACCAGACCCAGUCAAAGAUAUAAUAGCUGAAGCGAAAAGCCGUACAGAGUCCAGAGAAAUGACUCCGGAUGAAAAGCUGAACCAUCCUGAUCCAAUUUUAUUUGCAAAGUUGACCGGACAGCAGGAGUUGUCGUUGAAACUGAAGUAUACUGAAGAGGUUGAGGGUCCGAAGGUCGAAGUGAGGAUGCUGUUCGGUUCGUUCAUUGUGUUUAUUACACCAAGGCAGCUGCAUACAUUGUUGGAGCUUGUCGAUGCCUUGAAUCAACCGCAUUUGGAAGAUACCAGCAACAUUCCCCUAAGACCAAGCGGUAUGAACAUGCAAUGCAAGCCGAUGAGGCAAGCUGACUUCCAACUGAUUGAGGCACAGCUACUCGGGAACCUCGAGAAGCAGAGCUCGAAACGUAGUGGAGGCAUGUACGGCUGGUCUGGACCUAGUUAUGAGGACUCUGAGACGGACAACGAGAGGUUCCUCCCUAUGACGUCACUCGGCAACCAGAUGUCAGAAAGCUUCUCCUCAUCAGUGAGCUCCAUGAGUACCAGCAUGAGCUCCAGUGUCAACAUGCCGAGUGCGGCGCCCCGGAUCAAGAGGAAUAAAAAGGUUCCUCACAUAGAUGGCGACCCUACCGCUGAAGUUUCUCACGUCAGCUUAAGGAUCGCAUCUGUUUCCUGUGUUUUACUACACAAGGAUAUUCUAGUCCCAAACCUGGUCGGAUCAGACUGUAUUUCUCCGACGAGCGCCGCUAAAAUGCAGGAUGUAUCCACCAAGUUCUACGAGAGCUUGGAACCGUUCUCCGUGGUGGAUGACUUCAGCGCUGCUAAUGAAGCACUGGAUAGGACUACUGGGAAGAAUCACUUGAGACUGCUAACAUCCGAGAUAUCACUAGACGGUAGUGAGAAAGUGACGUCACUGGGCAGUCAGACGAUGUGCGAGGCCUCAGUCAGACACCUGCUCCUGCGAGAGUGUCUCUACUUCGCGACUGAAGCUGAUGAGAGCGAGGCGCAAGGGUUCGACCUGGUCCGGUUUCAGUGUAAAGAUGAUGAAGACAGUUCGAGCCCGCACGUACCCACGCCUGCGCGUGCUAACGUGCGCGUGCACUUCAAACAGACGUCCAAGUACGUGCGUACGGCCGGCGAGAAGAAACUUGCUUACCCUAAUACAGAUGUCGUUGUAAAAUGCACACCAUUUACAUUAGACGUGGACCUAACGCUUAUAGAGCGUAUGUCGGCCACGUUCUUCGGCGGUCGGUCAAACAGUGCGACAACACCGACGACGCCCGUCACUGCACAGAACCAGUGCAACAUGUCGCUACAGUGUCCCGACCUUAAUGCUGUGCUAAGGUUCCCCAUAGCGGACCUCCGCCAAGGCGUGAGUCGUGAGUUCCGUCGCGUCCGGCCCGACUACCUGCUGUUCAAGUUCCACCACGCGACCAUCAGUUCGCAGCAGACGCCGAGCGCGCGCCCCCUGCCCACCACCGUCAAUGUUCGCUCCACUAUACUUGACCUGUUUUAUUAUGAGAACGACACUUUCCCCGGAACACAUAUAGCAAGGACUACAAUGGACGAUAAUGUUAGCGAAGGGAAUAUUCUUAGUGGUAAUGUCAACACUACUGCUUUACCCACGAUAUCAAUCACAUUCAAGCCCAAAACAACUCCAAAAGGUCCCUUCGACACCUUCCACGAUGAGGCACCGAACUUUGAACCGGCCGCUAUGAACCCCAUGACCACAUCCAUGUAUAUGAUGAACAACUUGCGCCCGAACCACCCGAGCCCCUUCAGUGGGAAGAAGAUGGCGCAUCAGAGUGUUACGAAACAUGAGAGUACGCCGCAACAAUGUCAAGAGGAAGAGCUGAUAGUCCCUGGCAAUGAUGAGGAGAUGUCCGAGUUCACAAGCAGCUCCAUAGAACUGGCUGGAAUACAUCUGGAAUUCAUACUUCCUAUACUCAGCUUGCAGCUUGAAUCAAAGCAGCUAUACGAGAUAAUAUACAACCGCAUCAACUCAGACCUGUUGCUAUGGGAACCUCAGAUCGUGGACCAGUUCGACAUCAGCCCGCUCGUCUGUCCCACACUCAACCCUGCCUUUGGCAUGUGUAAAGGCACUGGUUAUGAUUCGGACACAGACAGCACAUCAUCCGAGGAAGAGAACCUGUACUACUCGACGUACGACAAUAAGCUGAGGAAAGGCAUCGGCGCGAGCAAGCACACGCAGGAGACCACGGAAACACAUAACUUCUGUCUCACGCUCAAAGUCGGGAAGGGACUGCUGACCAUCUAUACUCCUGUUAGGGACAGCAACAAACGAGUAGUACCGGGUCAAAUGGGCGAGCUGGUGCUAGAAGCUCACAGCUUAUCCAUGUGUCAGGUGAGCGGGCUCAACGGACGCCCGAAGACUGCGCAACUGUGUUUAAGAGCUGAGAGAACUACCCUGUACCAUGACUCGCUCCUAACUAUACCAUCAGAAAAGCCGCCAUUCCGUCAAUACGGUAGCAUACUACCCACACAUUUGAAGACCACUAUAUACCCCUCUGGUAAGGGAGUCAUCAUCAAGGAACGGCUCACCAAGAAGGACAUGUUCACUUUGGCGCUCAAAGUGGAUCCGGAUUCAGAGACGCCUAACUUGAAGACUAUAUGCAUAGCACUAGGCAUAGAACAAGCGACACUCCGCCACAGAGGCGACAAAGGUAUCGCGUGGCUCACACAACUCAUGGACGUGAUAGACGUAAUAGAUUACCCCGUGCCAGGGUAUACCCCGUCCACAGUACUCUCCGAAUUACAUGUGCAUGUGUUGGACUGCGCUGUUGAUUAUAGACCGCUCUACCUCCCAAUACGAACAGUGGUAACGUUAGGCAACUUCAGCGUAUCGAGUAACCUGAUAGCCGCGACCAACACAUCCUGCCUUCGAUUCCUAGCACAGGAAUGUACGUUAUUCCUAAUGCAUCUGAACGGUACGAAGCCUAAUGUCGCCGUACCUCAAGACGAUGAUAAGUUCCCCGAUGUGGUGAAGGACUAUGUGUGUGUGGUCGAUGUUGGCUUGUUUGAGCUGUCGCUCAGGAUGGAGGAUAAGGCUAACUGUUCAAACGAACAGCCUCAAGUGGAUCUAAGUGCGUCUAACAAUAUGGUAACUCUGUACACUUGCUGGGACUCGGCGAGUGCGCUGUGUCGGUUACUGACGUAUGCGGCGUCUGAUGGCGAUUCGCAAACGCCGUUCGAUCCCUCCUCGAGACAUACCAGUAUAUGUUCUGAUCAACCGUUGGAGCCUUUAGUGGGACUAGAAGAUAGACCAAUAGAAGAAAUUAGAGAAUUAUCACCUAGUGAAAUUCAACAAGUCAAUGACCUUAUGGCGGAAGCUAUGAAAGAGAGUCCCAAUACAACACUAGAAGACGACGAACUCCAUAGCUCAACAGAAAAAGAAGGCGUGGAGAUAUUCUUCUUCCCCGACGAGUCCAACAUGAAGGUUCGGUUACCAUCAGAGCCUUUGGAAGAGGAACCGCAGUCGAUAGAAUCUGAGGAUCUACCGCCGACUAUGUUUGAGGAGGCGCAGGAAGCCAAGCCCACUAAUGUGCAGGUGGCGAAGGAGUUGGGAGAUCCCACGUCCACUCCCAAGGCAACACCAAGGAAACCUAAGCGGAAAUCGCACAAAUCAAGUAGCGACGGCGGCAAUACGGACGACGAGUACUGCUUCGUGGAGACACAAGCCUCAACACAGGACAAUGAUCUGGACGAGCCAGUCGUCAACUGGAUAGGACCCGGCCCGGUGUACAUGUUUGACAAUCACUUCACCGUGCCAGCGGCCAGGACUGACGUGUUGAAGGCUCCUAAGAGUUUCCCGCUGCCGAUGUUGAGGUAUACCCUCUGCGAGAUGAGUGUCACGUGGAACAUGUACGGCGGGAGCGACUUCAAGCCGGCGGACGGCGCGCCCGCCAAGAAGACCGUCACUAUUGAUACAGAGAGGAAGCAGGGCUCGCCUACUACUGUCAAACGCAGUAAAGACUACGAGCCAUACGAGAGUGGUCGCGCGGUGGCCGCAGCCUACCGUUCGGGCGGCGUGCGCUGGUCCACUGGGACAGAACGUGUGCGAGCCGCCCGCCCCACACAGCGGCGAGAGCUGCGGGCGAGGGGCGGCCCGCACAGGGACCAUCAUACACGCGUCAAGCUGUGCCUGUCUAAGGUAAAGUUCCAAUACGAGAUCUACCCUUCGGGCGGUAUCCACGCCUCCCGACAGACGCUCGCCAUCAGCAAGAUCGAGGUCAUUGACCAGCUGGUGAACAGCGAUAUCAACAAGCUGCUGAGCCAAUACAAGCUAAAGGACGAACCGGAGAGGAAGAAUGCUCAUAUGUUGAUAGUAAAAGCAGUCCACCUCCGGCCCGACCCCGCGCUCUCGGCCCAAGAGUGCUGCCUCAAGGUGUCUCUCUUACCGCUGUGGUUCAACCUGGACCAGGACACGCUCGCUUUUCUCGUCGGAUACCUCUCCAAGCUUGGCACUGAUGAGUCUACAGAUGACGAUACGAAAAGUGUAGGCGGUCUAUCCACUGAGUCCAGUGGAUCUCGUCAGACGACGCCGACGCACCGGCCGCCCGUCAUGAGCAUCGCCAGCCACCUGCGCGACCCGCCGCCCACGCCCACCUCGCUGGGCGACGCUGACUCCCUAUCUCUCAAUGACACAGUGAUCCGCAACGAAGAGCCGUUAAUGGAGACUUACGAAGCCGAGCGGCUGGUCUCCGAGAACCUCAUCCAGCUUGAGGAGGACUUCCAGAAGCUCGGCAUCCAGGAGAAGCCGGUCGCCAAGCUGCCCGUCGAUAUGGAACCUGUUGAUGACUCACCGAUAUACUUCAGACGCGUAGUCUUCUCGCCGGAAGUUCCGAUCAGAUUGGACUACGUAGGAAAGCGAGUGGACUUGUCGGCCGGGCCAGUAGCGGGACUACUGAUGGGCCUGGGGCAGCUAAACUGUUCCGAACUCACACUCAAGAGGCUGGAUUACAAACUAGGACUAUUGGGUCUUGAGAAGCUAGUACAAUGGGCGCUGCACGAAUGGCUGUCAGACAUCAAGCGUCACCAACUUCCUGGCCUGCUCAGCGGAAUAGGACCUAUGCAUUCAUUAUUGCAACUCAUAACGGGUAUCAGGGACCUGGUGUGGCUGCCAGUGGAACAGUGGCGCCGCGACGGCCGGCUGGUACACGGCCUGAGACGCGGCGCCGCGUCCUUCACAGCUAGGACUGCAGUCGCCGCGCUAGACAUCACCACAAGACUUCUACAGCUUAUUCAGGCGACAGCAGAAACAGCGUUCGACAUGUUAACCCCCGGGCCCACACUACAGCUGCAAGAUGCGUACGCGCGGCGCGAGCGGCGGCGCAGGCGCAGGCAUGACCCCGCGAGACAACCCGCGGAUAUUAGGGACGGGGUUGCGAGCGCUUAUCAGACUAUGAAGGAGGGCUUCGCGGACCAAGCAGCCACGAUGGCGCAGGCGGCCCGCUGGUCGCACGGCGUGGGCGUGCUGCGGCACCUGCCGGGCGCGGCGGUGGCGCCGCUGGCGCUGGCGGCGGCGGGCGCGGCCGACGUGCUGGGCGGCGUGCGCGCCUCGCUCGCGCCGCCGCACGCCGGCAAGUGGCGCGCACGCGACCGCCAGGGGACCGCCCACGAGCCUAUAGAUUAAGAAAAUUCGCGUCAAUUUUGUACGAUGAUCUCUCUCACACAAUAUAUUCUCGUGUAUAAUGUGAGGGCGGAUCGCACUAAACUCAAGAACAGCGUGACCAUUUUGUAAGCGUUUAACAUUUACAUUCCUUUAGAAAACCAAUAUAGAACUCUUACAUAUCUGCUCAUAACUUAACCAUUAUUAUAUAUCCAAGUUUGUCAUCAUGCUCAAGUUUCGUUUGAUUCAAAGUUUGAUGCGAUCCGUUCAUGAACCUAGCUCAGACACACGAGGCUUCGUCGACUGCCAUUGAAGUUCACAUUUUGUUAUAAAUAUGCUAUUUUCAACCCUAUGUAUAUAGAUUUAAGGUUUGUGGCGUUUGUCAAUAGAAAGGCGACAAAUAAUACGUACUUGCCUCUAUAGGUAUUAUAAAAUUCAAACAUAUUUUUAUACAAGAAAAAAUAUUAACGCGCUUUCAAGUGAUUGAUGAAAAAUAUUUCAAGAACGUAGUGAUUCUAAAAUGUGAUGUAUUUCUUUUAUAAACCAGAGUUACAAAUUACAUAAUCGAGGUACAAAAAUAAUCAUCUCGUUUUGAUAUUAAAUUAUUUUAUAUGGCAGGACAUUGUUGCAAUAUAAUAGAAGGUUAUAUGUAACUCAUGUUAUUAGAUAUAGUCUUAGUUAAUACAUUGCGUAUUUUUUUAUUUUAUAAAUGAGGUUUCGAGUACAGAUUUUGUUUUUAAUUGUUAACGAAGGUGUGAAACAUCAAGCAUUUUUUUGGUGGUAACCCUGUACUUGAUACUUGAUUCGCGUUAAAGAAAUAGGAACGUUAUUGUUACGCCUUUGUAUCCAACGGUGAGCAUGUAGUUGCAUUAGGGACUACUCAGACUUAUUAAGCUCUGUUAAGCUUAUGCCCGUAGAAAAACGAAUUUAAACGAAAGAGAAAAACUAAAAGGAUGCGUACGCGUCUCCAUAUAAGUUUUUUUUUCUAUGGGCGUAAUCUGUAUCGAGCUAAUCAAGUGUGAGUAGUCCUUUAGUCUCGUAGGUAAUAUCUCAAUUAGAAUGCCAAGCAUAUUGAUAGAAUUAUACAGUCAGCAACAAAAUUGAUUCACAUGAUGAUCAAUUUUGUUGUUGACAGUAAAAUUUAUUUAGUAAAGUAGUUCUGUCUUAUAGUCUUUCGCAUUGCUAUGAUAUUUUAAAACCAUUAUAGUUUCAAUAAGAGACAGGCAGAAAUGAUCAUCUCAAUUUGUGCAAACAAGCUUAACAGAGGCUUUGAACUUUUUCAGCCUUUUCUCUUGUCUUUUAUGACGAAGCAAGCUUGGUUAGAAAAUAUCAUAGUAUACUUUGUACCAAGUUUAUAUAACGGGAAUUAACGCAUAAGCAUUUACAUUUUAACGGCUUGAUUUUCGACUUAAUUACAAAGGCCGUAUUCGCAAACCCGUCGUUAAUUCCCGUUACAUAACUUCAUUAGAAACUGCAAAAGCAAUACUCUACUAAACUUAGAAUCCUUAACUUUAGGUAUAAUAGAAGCAAUAUUUAAAAAAUUAACCUCUUUCUAAAUGCAACUUUUACAUGCUAUAUUGAUCACCGAAGUACAGACUGUGGUGCUUGAUUUGACAGUCUAGCAUUUUAGAGCAUUUAGCGGCUCCUUAGGCAUACAACGUUCAUGUAUAUAUCGUUGCACGACGACGGGUGCCAUGACACAUAUGUGGAAUUUAUAUUAUAUAGUAAUUUGUUUUUAUUCAACCGAAAUCCUGAUCGGAAUGUUGCCUGUACAUAGAUUUAAAUAAACGCGGGAGUCUUGUAAUUAUCCAAAUUGGGAUGUUCAUAUAUUUUGUAUCGAUAUUGGGUAAUGCUUGAGAAUGUUAAAUUUGAUUCAUAAAUUGCAUAAGACAAUACUGGCUUAGCUUAAAUAAUCAUCGAAUUACAAAGAAUUCCGCGGAUCACUGAGAAUUGUGACGGUUCCCAGGUAAAUGCUAUUUACUCAAAUAAUAAGUUUUAUUUUCCUUUUUUAUGCGUGAUUCCUUGAUAUUUAAUAGAGUAGUAAGACUAUUCCAUUAUCGUUUUUAUUCAACAAUGAAAAUAAUCCUUUUGAUAAUUUGAAAACAAUAAAUAAAUGAUUGCAACA
Molecule: messenger RNA, 9558 nt
Organism: Trichoplusia ni (cabbage looper)
Lineage: Eukaryota; Metazoa; Arthropoda; Insecta; Lepidoptera; Noctuidae
Product: autophagy-related protein 2 homolog A-like
Exons: 40
Coding region: 930-7457 (2175 amino acids)
Biological process (GO): piecemeal microautophagy of the nucleus; autophagosome assembly; autophagy of mitochondrion
Cellular component (GO): extrinsic component of membrane; phagophore assembly site
Molecular function (GO): phosphatidylinositol-3-phosphate binding
Source: RefSeq, a predicted model, not a curated record